Molecule: messenger RNA, 3060 nt
Organism: Acanthosepion pharaonis
Lineage: Eukaryota; Metazoa; Mollusca; Cephalopoda; Sepiida; Sepiidae
Source: the annotation of a GenBank genome assembly
AUGGUUUCUCCGGUGGUUGAGAAUAAUCACGAUGUCAAAAAGGAAAGACAGGCUUCUUCAUCAGAGAAAGAAGAAGCACAGUCUGUUUCUGUUUCCGAACGUAAGAAAGAAAGGCCGAGAUCCCCGCGACGUGAAAGAUCUAGAUCCAGAGAACGGAAAAGUCAUAAAGGACGACACCGAUCAAGAAGUCGAGAAAGGCUAAAAAGCCUGGCUCGAGACAGACAUCGGCAUCGAAGUCGGAGCAAAGACCGCCAUCGAAGUCGCAGUAAGGAACGACAUAAGGGUAAAAGACAUAAGGAACAAUCCCACAAAGGCAAAGAUAGAAAUAAAGAUGAGAAGAAGGUGAAGUCAGAGAAGGCUUCCAAAAAAGUCCCCUUAUCCCUGGAAGAGUUACUCGCAAAGAAGAAGGCAGAGGAAGAAGCAUUAAGCAAACCGAAAUUCCUGACGAAGGAAGAGCGAGCUGCUGAAGCCUUACGGAAACGUGCUGAAGCUGUCCAACAACAGCAGGCCGCAAUCCAAGUAGAGAGAAAAAAACAGUUGGAAUUUCUGAAGACAGCCAGAGGGGACUUUUCAGCAAACAACAAGAAAUUACCUGGAAAAUUGCCACCUGUCCUCAGUCGUGUAUUUUCUGAAAAAGAUCUAGACAAUGGCCGUGACCGAUAUGACAAAGAUGGUAAGCGUCGAGAUCGAAAGGACAAAGAAGAGGAGGAUCGUAACAAAUUAUUGGACAUGAAGGACAAAGAGAAAGAAGUAGAAGCCAUUAAAGAACGUUAUCUUGGAAUUACAAAGAAACGGCGUCGUGUGCGGCGUCUAAAUGAUCGGAAAUUUGUGUUUGACUGGGAUGCUGGUGAUGACACUUCUCAAGACUACAACCCUAUUUACAAAGACAGACAUGCUGUACAGUUUUUUGGACGAGGACAUGUUGCUGGAAUUGAUCUGAAGGCCCAAAAGAAAGAUCAGUCUAAAUUUUAUGGAGAUCUUCUUGAACGUCGUCGCACAGAAGCUGAGAAAGAACAGGAGAGGAAACGUUUGAAGAAUGUUGCCAAGAAGGAAGCCAAACAGAAAUGGGACGAUCGGCAUUGGUCUGAGAAGGACUUGGAACAAAUGCAGGAACGUGAUUGGCGUAUCUUUAAAGAAGACUACAACAUUACCUGCAAAGGAGGCAAAAUUCCUCAUCCAAUCCGUUAUUGGCAUGAAUCUAUUCUCUCCAAAGAAAUCUUGGCUAUUAUUGAAAGUGUGGGAUACAAGGAACCAACUCCAAUUCAGCGGCAAGCCAUUCCUAUUGGCUUACAGAACCGUGACAUUAUUGGUGUAGCAGAAACUGGCAGCGGUAAGACAGCUGCUUUCCUCAUCCCAUUGUUAGUGUGGAUCCAAUCUUUGCCAAAGAUUGAAAGAAUGGAAGAUGCUGACCAAGGCCCAUAUGCAAUCAUUUUAGCACCAACUCGUGAGUUAGCUCAACAGAUUGAAGAAGAAACAAUUAAAUUUGGAACCAUGUUGGGUAUUCGUACUGUAGCUGUUAUUGGUGGCAUCUCUCGAGAAGAACAGGGAUUCAAAUUACGUCAGGGUUGUGAGGUUGUAAUUGCUACACCAGGUCGUUUAAUUGAUGUCCUGGAGAAUCGCUACCUUGUACUUAACCAAUGUACAUAUGUUGUGAUGGAUGAAGCCGAUCGGAUGAUCGACAUGGGAUUUGAAGCAGAGGUGCAGAAGAUUCUGGAAUUCCUGCCAGUCAGUAACCAAAAACCUGAUACGGAGGAGGCAGAAGACGACACAAAGAUGAUGCAGAAUUUUACUUCAAAGAAAAAAUAUCGACAGACUGUCAUGUUCACGGCCACGAUGCCUCCAGCCGUGGAGCGACUAGCUCGCACAUACUUGCGCCGACCUGCUGUCGUCUAUAUUGGCUCUGCCGGUAAACCCACUGAACGAGUUGAACAAAUCAUCUACAUGGUGUCCGAAUCUGAGAAGAGGAAGAAAUUGUUGAGCAUUCUUGAGGCUGGCACUGAACCCCCCAUCAUUAUUUUUGUCAACCAGAAGAAGGGGGCUGAUGUCCUGGCCAAAUCUCUAGAAAAGAUGAACGUUUACAAUAAUACGAAUAAAAUUUCCCCCCUCUCUCCCUUCCUUUUUCCAUUCCUCCUCUCUCCCUUCCUUUUUCCAUUCCUCCUCUCUCCCUUCCUUUUUCCAUUCCUCCUCUCUCCCUUCCUUUUUCCAUUCCUCCUCUCUCCCUUCCUUUUUCCAUUCCUCCUCUCUCCCUUCCUUUUUCCAUUCCUCCUUUCUAUCCUCCUUUUUUCACCCUCCUUCCCCCUCUCUCACCUCCUUUUCCCGUUCACCCUCUCUCUCCUCCUUUCCCUUUCCCCCCUCUCUAUACUCCUUUUUUCACCCCCUCCUCUUACCUUCCCUCCUCUCCUCACUGAUCUCCCUCUUUUGCCACUCCCCACCUACCCCCAUUUUUCACUCUUCUUCCCCUCCCUCUCCAUUUACCUUACAUCUUCUUUCUCUCCUUUCCUUGGCCCCUCAAUCACUUCCAUCUCCUCUUCCCGUUCCCCCUCUCCUCCUCUUCCUGUGUUCCCCCUCUCUCUCCUCCGUUUCUUUCACCCCCCUCCUCUUACCUUCCCCUCAUUGCUCUCCUCUCCUCAUUUACUCUCCCCUUCUUUGUACUUCCCAUAUAAUGCAACAACUUUGCAUGGUGGCAAAGGUCAAGAACAGAGAGAAUUUGCCUUGGCCAGUCUUAAAGGUGGUACCAAGGACAUUCUGGUGGCCACUGAUGUUGCUGGACGAGGUAUUGACAUCAAGGACGUCUCUUUGGUUAUUAAUUAUGACAUGGCCAAAAAUAUUGAAGAUUACACUCAUCGUAUUGGACGUACAGGUCGUGCUGGCAAAACGGGUACAGCCAUCACGUUCCUGACCAAAGACGACAGCAAUAUCUUCUAUGAUUUGAAACAAGUCAUCACGGGCAGCCCUGUAUCGACAUGUCCACCAGAACUGGCCAACCAUCCCGAAGCUCAGCACAAACCAGGCAGCAUGAUGCACAAAAAGAGAAAAGAUGAGACAGUCUAUGUUAAUUGA